CUAUAUAGAGCUGUCUUUCUCUGUUGUCUUCAUGGAGUCCUUACCCUAUGUGUCUCAUGCUCUCGUUCCCCCGAGACUUCCUCUACCUUCUCAUUCUUCCGAGUUCCCCGUUUCAUCCGGUUCCCUCUUUUGGUUAUGUUUGUCUCUCAUGACUGUUUAUUUUUGUAGUUACCCCUCUGUUUAAAUAAAAACCCUUACCUGCAUUUGGAUCUACCCUCUCUUUGUGUUUUCCCAAACCCAACCGUGACAGAAGGACUCCAUCAUGCCUAGAUCCAGCGGUGUGAGAUUUCGAAUCGGUUCCCCAGCCACCAUGGAGGAACGGAGGGGGAGAGUCCGGAACUUAACCACCCUUCAUCAAGAAGGAAGGGAGGUGGGUGGCCUGGCGCAAUUGUUUUGGACUUUGGCAGUCGGGUUAGGUUACAAUGAUGCAGCACUAAAGGAUUGGUUUAAUAAUUGCCUGGAUGAUCCUUUACCUCAAUGGGAGAUGAAGGGGUUAGAGAUCCUGGACUUUUGGGGGUUUACCAAUUACCUGCACCAUCGUGCUCAGUGGAAUGCAACAACCACACCAGAGUUUCCAGACAAGGCUGCCAGCUCAGCCCCACAACCCAAGAUGGCCACCAGCCCAGCCCCACAGCCCAAGAUGGCCGCCAGCCUAGCGCCACAGCUCAAGAUGGCCGCCAGCCCAGCACCACAGCACAAGAUGGCCGACUCAACGCCACCGACUCUCCAUCGUAGAGGGCGGAGGAGGAGACAGGCAGCUACUGUUCCUCAGGACCCGGAGAACGCUCCCGAGCGGGCGGCUGCCGUCCAUGAGGCCAUUCCCGAUGCGGUGCCCGCUGCUGUUCCGGAGGCGGUGGCCGAGGCUGUUCCCGAUGCGGUGCCCGCUGCUGUUUCCGAGACCGAGGCUGUUCCCGAGAAGGUGCUCGAUGCUGUUCGAGAGGCCGAGGCAAUGCCCGAUGCUGUUCCCGAUGUGGUGCCCGCUGCGGUUCUGGAGGCCGAGACGGUACCCGCUGCUGUUCCGGAGGCCGAGGCGGUGGCCGAGGCCGUUCCCGAUGCGGUUCCCGUUGCUGUUCUGGAGGCCGAGGCGGUGCCCGCUGCUGUUCCGGAGGCCGAGGCGGUGACCGAAGCCGUUCCCGAUGCGGUUCCCGUUGCUGUUCCGGAGGCCGGGGCGGUGGCCGAGGUCGUUCCCGAUGCGGUGCCCGCUGCUGCUCCGGAGGCCGAGGCUGUUCCCGAGGCGGUGCCUGAUGCAGUUCCCGAGGCGGUGCCCGAUGCAGUUCCCGAGGCGGUGCCCGAUGCUGUUCCCGAGGCGGUGCCCGAUGCUGUUCCCGAGGCGGUGCCCGAUGCAGUUCCCGAGGCGGUGCUCGAUGCAGUUCCCGAGGCGGUGCCCGAUGCUGUUCCCGAGGCGGUGCCCGAUGCUGUUCCCGAGGCGGUGCUCGAUGCUGUUCCCGAGGCGGUGCCCGAGGCUGUUCCCGAGGCGGUGUCCGAUGCAGUUCCCGAGGCGGUGCCCGAUGCUGUUCCCGAGGCGGUGCCCGAUACAGUUCCCGAGGCGGUGCCCGAGGCUGUUCCAGAGGCGGUGCCUGAUACAGUUCCCGAGGCGGUGACCACAAGGCCGUGGUGGUCUUCUACUCCGCCCUGGGGGACUCUGGCGGUGACCACGAGGACGUGGUGGUCGUCCGCUCCACCCUGGGGGACUCGGGCGGUGACCACGAGGACGUGGUGGUCGUCCGCUCCGCUCUGGGGGACUCCGGCGGUGACCAUGAGGACGUGGUGGUCUUCUGCUCCGCCCUGGUGGACUCCGGCCUCGACCACAAAGACGUGGUGGUCUUCCGCUCCGCCCUGGAGGGCUUUGACUUUGACCACAAGGCCGUGGUGGUCUUCCGCUCCGCCCUGGUGGACUCCGGCCUCGACCACAAAGAUGUGGUGGUCAUCUGCUCCGUCCUGGUGGACGCCUCAACAUGCCCUUCAUGGACUUAUGUUUUGUGUUUUUUGAAUUCUGUUUCUGUCUGUUCCUUUUAGUUUAGUCUGGCCCUCCUUCCCUCCCCCUGAGCCUCCACCUGUCCGCCUCCCUCCUGGACUCCUUGUUUUGUGUUGCACCUUUCCAUUCCUCCUGGUUGCUCCUGUCCCUGUUUUCUGUCCCUCCGUCCCUCCCCCUGGUCCGCCGCCGUUCCACCUCCCUCCUGCCUCUUUUUCUGUUGGGGUUUUCCUGGGUUUAGGUGGAGCAUCUGGUAGCUGCUCCGUAGGGAGGGGGUAAUGUCACGCUGCCAGUCUUUGUU
Messenger RNA from Carassius gibelio (silver crucian carp), 2273 nucleotides. Its product is annotated as foot protein 1 variant 1-like. The record is from RefSeq and is a predicted model, not a curated record. NCBI's taxonomy places the organism in Eukaryota, Metazoa, Chordata, Actinopteri, Cypriniformes, Cyprinidae. The transcript has 2 exons. The coding region runs from base 263 to 1990 and encodes 575 amino acids.